This is a messenger RNA of Rhopilema esculentum, 6636 nucleotides long. RefSeq lists its product as uncharacterized. Lineage: Eukaryota; Metazoa; Cnidaria; Scyphozoa; Rhizostomeae; Rhizostomatidae. Gene Ontology annotation, molecular function: protein binding. The record is from RefSeq and is a predicted model, not a curated record.
UAUUUUUUUCUUAGUUUAUUGAAAUUGAUUUUUUCUACAACUUGAUACUUCUAUGGCUUGAAUAGGAAAGACACGGGUGUGUGGAGAAGCUAUUCCGCGCCUGUCCAACAAAAAUCCCUCGACACUUUGGACGGGUAUUCUGACGGACCUAACGGUUUUAAUCCUGGUCACCGGAAAUCAUAGCUGGAUAUCAGUCCUAUUUUUAAGAGGGUGCCAAAUACUUACGCAGGAUGCAUUUCCUCGUCGUUUUGUUUUUACAAGCCAGCAAUAGAUUGGGUGUGGAUGACUUAACAAUUACCCACGAUAUGAGAUUUGUUAUCAAAAUGAUGCGUCACUAUUGUCACGAAAUUAGGUACAGGCGAAAUCACUCGGACAUCUACGAAUUUUCAGAACCUUUAAUUUUGAGAGUGCUGGUGCGUACCAAACAUUCGCUGCUGCGGGAAAACAAAUUUCAGAUAACGUCGCUUGGUGGUCACCGCAGGAGUGCUGGAACUGCCCUCAUCCAGGGAAAGGCAAGAAAGUUGUCCAAAAGCGUGGUCAUUUCAAGAGUCGGCAAUCACAAGAAUCAGAGCAAAGGUACAAGGAGAUUGAGCUACGUCCCAGGGGAGCGUUGGCUACUUUAUUUUGAAGGAUGGUGCGCUUGCCAGAUUUCACCCCUCUCGGCAAAACAAAACAGAGAUUGAAUCAUAGCUACGUUGACCUGCAUGGACUAAGCCGCAAAAACACAGUUUUUGACAAACUAAAGCGACGAUUUUCUCAGUCCGAGAGAGACAUUUCAAGCUUAGGGAUAGAUCUUACACAAGAUCUAAACAACGGAAUGUCAGAAGCAUGCGAAGGAAACAGUUUAAUAGUGUACAACAUGAUGACAACGACUAGCGACUGUCUUGAGCCCAACUUUGAUAGCGAUAGCGGUGCAACAGACUCAAUGUUGCCCCAACGUCGAUCAUCAACAACUUUUGACGGGUUUUCUGACAUAAUUGACAUAAUUCAAGGAAAAGGUUUGACGAUGGAUUCAAAGCAGUCAAAUGAAAAUGGACAUAUGCAGGAAGAAGAUGAGUGCUUUGACAAUCAAGGAUUUGGUUGCAACGAGGUUGUAAUCGCUAAUAAAUCACUUGAGGAUCAAAAGUGCGCUUAUGGGAUUUCACUUGAGAGGGAAGAAUUAACGUAUAGCGCACCAAAUAUUGACAUUGCAAGGAAAUAUACAAAUUAUAAGGAGAGCAAUGGAGAUGGUAUUACAAAAUCCAAUAAGGGUAUUAUGUGCAGCAACGGGGCUUGCGCAAAUCCAGUAUGGGAAGAUGGUGCUUGCGAUAACACUAGUGUCAAAACCCCAUGUCUUGCGGACAUGCAGGGUGACACUAACACGCAUAAUGGUGCAGAAUUCGUAGAAAUCAAAACAAGUAACAGUGGAUUUCAUAAUGGAAUGCCUAAGCCAGAGAAUCAACUAGAUAAGCAAAACGACUUUCAGCAAGAAGUAGGCCCUAGCUCGCGUGCUGCUUUGAAGUUCUCAACAACGGCCUGUAAUGACAACGAGAAAGGGCAAAGUAUUGCUUCUAAAAUGUCGGCCGCAGAUUACAACAUAGUCGAUAAGAGUUUGGAAAUGAGUGGCUUGAAGACAAAGUGUACAAAAGGGAAUUUAUGUGAGGAUUAUCAGCAAGCAGGUGACCUAAAAACAACUCGCCUUAGCAAGAUUACGGGCCGUUUUGAUCAGAAGAAAUCCUGUUUAAAAACUGGCAAGGAUUUGGAGAGAUCAACUGAGUUUGAUAGCAUUGAAAAAGAAGCAGACAAAUCAAGUAAAGCGAACUUGUCGAAGCACAACACUGAAGCUACUAUAAUAUGUGAAACGAGCAGCCAUGACAACACGAGCACAGAAUACAAGUCUAGAGAUGGAGCAGAUGGUUUUCUGUCUAUGAGCAAAUCUGAAAAGGAGAUGGAUUCGCCUGAAAGCCUCAUUAGCCGAAAAACAUUUAUUCAUUCAACCAAAGAAUUGCCUUUUUACGAAACGGACAAAAGUAUGUCAUGUACUCAAAAUUCCUGCGACGAGAGAACACCCCGGUGUGCAUCCGAGGCAGUAAAAGCUUUGUUUGUCCCAGAAUGUGAGCUCAAAAAAGCAAGCGACAGGUCAACCAGCAGAAAAUCUAGUUGUCGAGAAAGGUCCUUGUCAGACGAAAAUAUCUUGAAUCACAAAAGCAAGUCCACUGGCCGUACAAGACGUCUUUUCUCUGCGCCAGAUUUACUUCGUAUCGAUAGCAAGGACAAAUCAUAUCUUGAGAAGAUUUUUAGUGAGAGAGGCUCAAGAGCGAGGUCUAUGUCAUUGAAAAGUGCAAUGAAAAGACGAACUUCAGAACCUUCAGCGAACAACUUAAGGGUCAGGUUUGAUUUAAGCGGAUCAAAAGAACAGGAGCGUCAAAGUGCAAGCAAGCAGGGCACAGAUGCAAGUCCCUGCUCGGAGCCGAAGAAAAACUGGCGAUAUGUCAUCAAGAAAUUUAGGAUCAAGCAACCACUUGCCGAUAUGGGACUAAUUAGAGGUACAGGUGUGAGUGAGAAGAACCCAGGGAAUGACGGAGAAAGGACUGGCUGCUCCGAGAAAAACGGAAAAAGACACAAUGAUGUUGCAUCAAGGCCAGAAAUCUCAUUGGAGUCAGUGAAAGAGUUCAAUUUGGUACUGCCUUUUGCAACCCAGAGGACAAUUGUUGAAGAAAAAGCAAGCGAGAAGGCUGCAGAAAGUGACUUUGAAAAAUCUGCCCAUUCCCGGAGUGGAAAUCCUCUUGUAUCAAAACUCGAUGAUAAAAGAGAGACAGAUGGCAGUUCAACUCCUCUUCUCCACGUUGCAGCCUCGGAUGGAAACGUUGAAUUAUUGAAGAGACUAAUCGAAGUAGGAGUGGAUCUAAACACUAAAGACAGCGAGGGCUGGCCUGCGUUGCAUUACGCAAUAUUGAAGGGUCAUUUCCAGUGCGCCGCAUUGCUGUUGGACAGCGGUGUCGAUGUCAACUGCUAUACUGACGAUAUCAUCAAAGAUUACUGCAAAGCAAUUCGACAGGUUAUCAUGUAUAAGCAAUUGCUCGAAAAUAAGAGCCAAUGAAGUUUGACAUCCCCUAAUCAUGCAAUCAGAAUAUAAAGUCACUUCAAUCUAGCGGGCGUUCUUCUUCAUUUGGGUACUGGCUGGGUCCUUGUCGAAUUUACUACUAAUCAGCAUUGGAGGAAUUGUUAAAAAGACCCCAAUGCAUUUCUAUAACCUUUUAGUAUAGGAAAAGAAUAGCAAAUUUUCCUGCAAGGAGAUUUUGCUGUAUUCUCACGGCUAACGUAUACUGGGUUUGCUUAUAAGCCAGAGAGAAAGAUGCAGCGUUUUCUCCGUAGAGACUUUCUUUCCAUAAGACAUUAAAAUGUUGGAUCACUGACGUAUCAAAAACGGUGGCAAUAGAUUUUUGCACCAUCAUCGUCUCAUUCUCUUACGGAAAAUCUAGAAUUUGAUAUUCUUUGUGUUUGUAGAAUCAUUUUAUCAAGAUGCACACCAUUGUGUUUUGUGUUAGCUUUGACUCAUGUGGAGAUAUCUCCAUUUUAUUAUCUUAACAUGUUUAAAGUUUGUAAAUAUUUUGUUGACAAAUUGAGUAUGGGCAGAUCCGUAAGAUUUUAAUUAAUAUAUUGCAAUGAAAAUGCAUUGAUUGUUAAUAGACAAACAAUCACGAUAUUAUAAUAAAAGGCUAUUGUUUAAUGGUUAUAAACAUAUAUAAGUGACGAUAACUGACCUGUCAAAAUAAAGAAAACUAGUGCGUUUAACAAGACUUUACCGGAGAAAUUAUGAGCUUUGGUGCUGGGUUUUAGUUGCAAGAAGACCUUAUUCCAAAGGCAAUUGGCCAACCCUUUAUUCUGAAGACCUUUCCUUUUAUAUGAUAAUCUUGAGGCCCUUCUCUUGAGAGAUCAUCUUCAAAUAUUACAUUGAUCCCCAUUAAAAAUACUCAUGUUUUCGUGUUUCCUCUAAAAACCCUAGCCUAUAAGGAAAGUUUGCACGCAGGCUACAGCUUCUCUUGUUCUCCAUAACCCCUGGGAGGGCCUCGGUCUUAUUCGAAUAUAUUCUCGCUUAUUUAAGUACGGUCAUUGGCGUGCUUGCCAAGGAAAAAUCUCAAUGUUUAAAUAAUGCUUCGUUAAGUCUAACAUCUCCACAAGGGAUAUGUGUCGUUUUAUUUGCCAAUAACAUUAGUGCAAACAAUUUUAAAAUAGAAAGACAAGUUCUGUUUUCCAAUAGUCAUGUUAGAAAAAACUGUAACACUUAUCUUAAAUGCAAAAAGCUUAUCAAAUCAAAUCAAAUCAUUAUGAAUCUAUCAUUGAAUCGUUUCUUUUCAAAGUUCUGUCGGAAGACCGUGAGCGGCUAGGCGAGGUCGAGGUCCUGAAGCCAGAAGACGAAAUUCUUCAUCAUCGCCUCUCGAAAUUCUUCUUCAAUUAACCUAAUUCUUCAUCGCCUAUUCUUCAUCGAGGCUCGCUGUGCAUGCGCUCAUGACGUUCUGACUAGAGAUUUAUUCCUAUUGGCUCAAAUCGGAGUUCACUGAGUCUCCUCCAAUUAGGAUUUUUCAGAUAUGAGUUCGUGAAUUUUUCAAAAUGAGAUAAUUUUUGCUCUCUAAAAUGUGCGUCAUAAACGGAGAGGAAGCUUUUCAAAUGGUGCUGGUACGGAAAUAAGAGGUUUAAUUAAUUACAGUUUGAGAGUGGGGAUUAAAGGCAAUCUGUCACGACGUUGAUUGAUUAUAAGAACAAAGGGAUUUUUUAUUGUUUCCAGUCCCCCUUUAUUUUAUCGCAUUGUAAAAACUAUGGCGGAGCGCUGAAAUCGUGUUUAGACUAUUGUUCCAGCUAUUUUUCUCGUUAACCAAUCCACAACGAGACAAAUUGCCGUUAAUGUUCAAGCCAAAUACAAUAUUAUUUAAUCUUGUGUUUUCCUGAAACUAAGCUCCUCCUCCCUAGACAACCGAAGCUGCUAAAAGUAGUUUUUUAGUGUAACUACAGCAUUCAAGUUGGGAAACAUUUCCUGUAUAGCUAAACAUUUUCUAAAAUUUUUGAAUGAUUAAAGCCAAGGUAUUAGCAAAGUAAAGUAACAAUUCCAAAGAAAAGGUAAAUGUAGUGAACGAGAGCCUAGACUGUGGUUUUCAUGCAGUAAAGCGUUUCUAAUUAGGUCAAUGUCUCAAGAAACAUUUUUCGCAUAUUCUCGAACACGUCUCUAGGAUACAUAAAUUCGUUCUUACAAGCAAGCCCUAUAGAAAAGACAUAGCAAUAAAAAGUUUCAAGAUUAUUGGGACACUUUUAUAAUGUCGAAGACUUUCUAUGCAGUGAAAUUUUUAAGAUUUUCCAAUCCUUUCUCAUUGAAAAAGAAAGAUACGUAUUUAUAGGGCUGUAAAUCUUUUUUUACAUUUUACAAGAACAAGAUUACAAAGACGAUGCCAAUGGGAGCAUGACAGGCAUGGCUACCCAUUGACCUUAACAAAAAACAAUACAGAAGCACCAAAGGCUAUACCAAAAUCCUGUUUAGUCCGUGCGGAUAGCUGGUUCGAUCAAAAGACAAAGAGGCUACAACUUGAAAAGAAGACAAAAUUUGGACAAGAUUUUGGUGUGGUCUUUAGUGCUGUUUCUACAUUACUAUUGCAGAUUGAAUAUGACUGGAGAAGGUAAGUCGGUUGUCAAACACGACCCCUAGAUGUUUAUGUUCGUCAGCCUUCAUGACAGUUUCAUCGUUAAAGAAUAUAGGCGGUUGAUCAAUGAUAAUCUUUUUUCUAGAAAAUUUCACUUCAACUGCUUGCUUCGCCGGGUCAGGAUUGAACGACAUCCUCUAGUCAUGUGCACAACAUUUGAUACGAUCUAUGUCAUGAUUCAGAUCUUCAUUUGGGUUGUGAGCAACUGAAAGAAUCGAUGUGUCAUCGGCAAAUAACUUAAAAUUGCAUUUGAGAUCUGUUGAGAUCAUUGAUGUAGACAAGGAAGAAAAGGGGACCUAAAAUCGACCCCUGUGGAACUCCAGUACUAAUUUUGCGCCAUUGUGAUGCUUUGCCAUUCAAGACAGUACGCUGCAUGCGGUCUUUCAAAAAACUGCGAAUCAGUGAUAAAAACUGCCCAGGGACACCAUUUUGCUGUAAUUUGUAGAUCAAUCCAUCAUGCCAAACUCUAUCGAAAGCUUUCGAAAUGUCUAAAAAAACCGACCGUACAUCUAGAGGAGGGCUGCAGCCCAUCAAAUGCAACAGAGAUAGAGCGAACAAUUGAGAUCAACUGGUUGAUAGUGGAGUCUCCAGGGCGAAAUCCAGAUUGGUUUAGAUUCAGCAGUUCAUGAAAGGAAAGGUGCUCGUACAAAGAAUCAAACAUUAACUUAUCUAAUUCUUUGCCAAUAAUAAGAAGGAGGGAAAUGGGACGAUAGUUUUGCUUGAGGUUCUUUUUGUUCUUUCUGUGAACAUGAACGACAUUGGCUCUUUUCCAAAACGCGUUCUUUCAAGUAUGCUUUGAAUGUUCACUUUAGAGGAAAGACUAGGCUGUCGUCGCAAAUUCUAAUAAUCCCAACAGAUAUGUCAUCCCAUCCAUGUGCCAUAUUUGGGUUUAAGGAACGUAUAAUAUUGAGUAUUUUCUCCUCUGAGACGCAGAAAUCUGUCAAUGAAGGUGCUUUGGAUAAAAUCU